CACACACAAUUUAUAAUAUAAAAUAAAAUAUUUUAUUAUUAUUUUAUAUAUAAAAUUUUAAUUUUUAAAAUAAAAUAACACAAAUUAAAUAAAUAAAUAUUAUAAAUUAUAAGCACCAAAAAAUAAACAAAGUAAUAUAAAAAAAUCAAUCAACCAUAAUAAAUAUAAUAUAAUAGAAUGACAACAUUAUAUGAUGUUAUCGUUGUAGGUGGUGGUUUAGCAGGUUUAAAUGCAGCAUAUGAAUUUAAAAAAUCAGGUUUAAAUGUUUUGGUUCUUGAGGCUAGAGAUAGAUUUGGAGGUAGAACCGAGUCAAUUAAAGUAGAUGAAUAUUGGUUUGAUUUAGGUGGACAAUGGAUGGGUGGUACACACAAAUAUUUAAAACAAUUAUGUGACGAGUUGGGAGUUAAAUCAUUCCCACAAUAUGAUGAGGGUAAACAUGUUUUAGAAAUUAAUGGAAAGAAGGUAUAUUAUUCAGGUAAUAUUUCAACAUUAAACAAGGGUUACGAUUUAGAAGGAUUAAAUGAAACUAUUCAAAAGAUUGACGAGUUAGCUAGCGAAUUAAAUCCAGAGGCACCACAUGCCCAUCAAAAGUCCAGAGAGUACGAUCAUUUAACAGUCAGUGAAUGGCUCGAUAGAAAUACUAAAGGUAUUGAUGCUAAAUCUAUUAUUAAUUGGUUCUGCCGUGUAUGCGUUGCUGCUGAGCCAUCAGAAGUUUCAUUUUUAUAUUUCCUCCAUUUCAUCCGUACUGCUGGAAGCUAUAGUUUAUUGGCUGAUAUUCAUGGCGGUGCUCAACAAGAUCGUUUAAUUGGUGGUUCACAACAAAUAUCUGAAGGUUUAGCUAAAAAAUUAGGUUCUUCUAGUUUUGCACUUAAUUCACCAGUACGUGCCAUCUCCCAAGAUGCCAAUCAAUGCUCUGUUAGAACUGAUCUUACUACAUAUCGUGCUAAAUAUGUAGUAGUUGCAAUCCCACCAACUCUUGCUGGUCGUAUCGAUUAUAAACCACCAAUGCCAGCUAAACGUGAUGAACUUACUCAACGUAUGCCAAUGGGUUCAGUUAUAAAAACAAUUGUUAUUUAUGAUGAACCAUUCUGGAGAAAAGAGGGUUACUCCGCCGAAGCUAUAUCUGAUCAAGGUCCAAUUUUUAUUUGUUAUGAUGACUCUAGUCAUGAUGAUAAAAAAACUGCUAUCGUUGGUUUCAUUGCCGCUUCAGCUGCUAAAGAUUGGGCAGAGAAAUCACCAGAAGAAAGAAAACAAGCCGUUUUAGAAUGUUAUGCUCGUUGGUGGGGUCCAAAAGCUUUAAAACCACGUUACUUUUUAGAAAAAAGUUGGAAAGAAGAAGAAUAUUCACGUGGUUGUUACGUUGGUUACACCAGUCCAGGUAUUUUAGGUCAAUGUGGUGAAGCUCUUCGUAAACCAGUUGGUCGUAUUCAUUGGGCUGGUACAGAAACUGCCUCAGCUUGGGUUGGUUAUAUGGAAGGUGCUCUUGAAUCCGGUUUUAGAGUUUCCAAAGAAAUUAAACAAAGAUUAACAAAUUCAAAAUUAUAAAAUUAAAAUUGUUAUAAUUAC
Molecule: messenger RNA, 1566 nt
Organism: Dictyostelium purpureum
Lineage: Eukaryota; Evosea; Eumycetozoa; Dictyosteliales; Dictyosteliaceae
Product: flavin-containing amine oxidase
Exons: 2
Coding region: 178-1545 (455 amino acids)
Molecular function (GO): oxidoreductase activity
Source: RefSeq, a predicted model, not a curated record